GAAGAGGACUAUCCAGGAGCUAUCCAGCUGUGCUUGGAAUGCCAGAAAGCUGCCAGCACUUUCAAACACUACAGUUGUAUCAGUGAGUUGAAUUCGAAACUGCAAGACACAUUGGAACAAAUAGAGGAACAAUUAGAUGUAGCACUCUCCACUUAUAAGCUGCUUGGAAAAACACAGACAGCAAUGGACCAGUUACACAUGCACUUCACUCAAGCCAUUCACAACACCGUGUUUCAAGUAGUCCUUGGCUACGUGGAGCUGUGUGCAGGGAACUCAGACACCAAGUUUCAGAAAUUACAGUACAAAGACCUCUGUACACAUAUUACAUCAGACAGCUACAUCCCGUGCCUGGCUGAUCUCUGCAAAGCCCUCUGGGAGGUCAUGCUCAGCUACUACCGAACCAUGCAGUGGCAUGAGAGUCAUGAGCAAGAUGAUGCAGCAGCUGUGUCUUCUGUUUCAGAUGGCAACAAUGUGGUGGGAACUGAAGAGAACAGUUUUGACCGCAGUUAUGUCAAAAAGAAAUUGGAACACGGGCUUUCACGAAUAUGGCAGGAUGUUCAACUGAAAGUGAAAACGUAUCUCCUGGGGACAGAUCUUUCUAGCUUCAAAUACGAUGACUUCAUAUUUGUUCUCGAUGUUAUCAGCAGGCUGAUGCAAGUUGGAGAAGAAUUUUGUGGCAGUAAGUCUGAAGUUUUGCAAGAAUCCAUCAGAAAACAAAGUGUUAACUAUUUCAAAACGUAUCACAGAACCCGUCUUGAAGAAUUGAGAAUGUUUUUGGAGAAUGAGACCUGGGAACUUUGUCCUGUUAAAUCAAGCUUUAGUAUUCUACAGCUUCAUGAAUUCAAGUUCAUGGAGCAGUCACGUUCCCCGUCUGUGUCACCCAGUAAGCAGCCUGCUUCGGCGAUUUCAGCGACGGUGACGCUGUUUGAGCAGUACUGUACCGGGGGGAACCCCUUUGAAAUUCAGGCUGACAGCAAAGACGACGAGACAGAAGACGUGCUGGCUUCCAACGGGUAUGAAUCAGACGAACAAGAAAAAAGUGCAUAUCAAGAGUAUGACAGCGACAGUGAUGUUCCUGAAGAGCUGAAAAGAGAUUAUGUGGAUGAGCAGACAGGAGAUGCCCCUGUGAAAAGUGUUUCUCGAGAAACUUUGAAGAGCAGAAAGAGGUCAGAUUAUAACCUCUACAAAGUGAAUGCACCUAUCCUAACAAACACUACGCUGAAUGUAAUAAGGCUCGUUGGGAAAUACAUGCAGAUGAUGAAUAUUCUGAAACCGAUUGCAUUUGAUGUGAUCCACUUCAUGUCCCAGCUCUUCGAUUACUAUCUGUAUGCAGUCUAUACGUUUUUUGGCCGAAAUGACACGUACGAAUCAACAGGGCUGGGCCUGAGCAGCAGCCGACUGCGCACCACGCUGAGCCGGAUCCAGGAGAGUCUGAUUGAUCUGGAGGUCUCUGCUGAUCCCACAGGAAGUCUCACAGCUGCUGAAGAGAGAAAGGAGAAGGUGCCAAGCCCGCAUCUCAGUCAUCUCGUUGUUUUGACGUCUGGCAAUUCGCUGUACGGUUUGGCAGAGAGAGUGGUGGCCACGGAAUCCCUGGUGUUUCUAGCUGAGCAGUUUGAGUUUCUUCAGCCUCAUCUUGAUGCAGUGAUGCCAGCUGCCAAGAAGCCUUUUCUUCAGCAGUUCUAUUCUCAGACAGUGUCGACUGCCAGUGAACUACGUAAACCAGUUUAUUGGAUUGUUGCUGCUAAAGCCAUUGACUAUGAACAAAUGCUGCUUCUCAUGACUAAUGUGAAAUGGGAUGUGAAGGAAAUCAUGUCACAACACAAUGUAUAUGUAGAUGCUCUUUUAAAGGAAUUUGAGGAGUUUAACAGAAGGCUGAAUGAGGUGUCUAAGAGAGUCCGUAUUCCACUGCCCGUCUCCAACAUCCUUUGGGAGCACUGCAUACGCUUGGCCAACAGAACUCUCGUGGAAGGUUAUGCCAAUGUAAAGAAGUGCAGCAAUGAGGGACGUGCCUUGAUGCAACUGGACUUUCAACAAUUCUUAAUGAAACUAGAAAAGUUAACAGACAUUAGGCCUAUUCCAGAUAAAGAAUUUGUGGAGACCUACAUCAAAGCAUACUACCUAACAGAAAACGACAUGGAGCGCUGGAUAAAAGAACACAGGGAAUAUUCCACUAAGCAGCUGACCAAUCUGGUGAAUGUUUGUCUGGGCUCCCACAUCAACAAAAAGGCGCGGCAGAGGCUGCUGGCUGCUAUUGACGACACAGACAGGCCCAAAAGAUAACUGGAGAAAGCGACUUUCCUCCCGGCUCGGACCUUCUCUGUUCCUGUGAAGCAUGCAGACAAGUCUCUCAUGGACUAGCGACAGCGUUCUCUUAAAACACAUUGUGCAUGACCUUUCUUACCAGCAUUGGAAAUGCUCUCAAGUGGCAUAAUGCUCUAAAAUAUGACUUUUCUAAUCUGUAGGGUUCUUUACUGUUGUAUUCCUUUUUUUUUUUCUCUUACUUGCCCUUAGUGAAGGGCCACUGUUUGUGUAUCAUUGGUGAACUGUAUAUUUUGCAAAACUGUAUACUGUAAGUAAAAUCAAAAUCCGAGAGAAACACACUGGCUUAAUAUAUAAUUGUUGCUCUUUUUUAAUAGAAGGGCCACUUGCAAAUAUGAUUUCUUUCCUCCCUGCUUUCACCCUCAGAAAUUGUACUUUAUUAUGGACCAGUGUAAAAUGAAAGGAAAUG
This is a messenger RNA of Apaloderma vittatum (bar-tailed trogon), 2728 nucleotides long. It is a transcript of the gene VPS50, whose product is annotated as coiled-coil domain containing 132. Lineage: Eukaryota; Metazoa; Chordata; Aves; Trogoniformes; Trogonidae. The annotation marks the transcript as partial. The record is from RefSeq and is a predicted model, not a curated record. Gene Ontology annotation, cellular component: EARP complex. Gene Ontology annotation, biological process: retrograde transport, endosome to Golgi; endocytic recycling. Gene Ontology annotation, molecular function: SNARE binding. The transcript has 20 exons.